AUGGCAGAGCCUUUUAGCAUCGCAGCCGGCAUUGUAGGUCUCCUGGGUCUAGCCAUUCAGGUAUCUCAGAUGGUACUUAAGUUCGGACUUGACUGGAAAGAGGCUCCAAAGGAGGCCAAAGCGUUCAGACUCGAGCUACAGAGCCUCCAAAUGACCCUUACAGAAAUACAGACAAAGCUGAUUUCCAAUCCGUCUUUCGAAGAAGCCUUUGACGGCAAUUCAUCGGCUCUGUUGUCGCACUUGAAGGCCGACGACCUUUCCCAAGACAGCAUCAAGGAGGCCUUCCAGACCUGUCACACACAAUUGAUAGAAGUGAUCGACAAUUUUAAGGGCAAAGAGAGGAGCCACAGGCUCGGCUGGGAGCGAUUCAAAGCACCUUUCUUAUCCUCUAAAACAAGCAACGCUAUAUCACAGCUCCAAAGACAGUGUCAGAGUUUCAAUCAGCUUAUUCUAAUCGACACAGCUACUAUAGUAGCGAGCGCACAUCUCGAGGUUAAAGAGGUGAGGAAAGAGCACCAGCAAUGGCAUGCAGCAGAGGAGAACCGCAAGAUUUUGCGCUGGCUUUCUCAUCUCAACUUUGAGGAGAAGCAUCGCGAUAUUCUCUCGAAGCUCCAUCCCGGAACAGGCCAAUGGCUUCUGGAUUCGGAUCAAUUCAUGGCUUGGAGGAACGGACACCAAGAUUCUCCGCCCACUCUGUGGUGUCCUGGUAUACCCGGAGCGGGAAAGACUGUGUUAGCCGCAAAUGUCGUAGAUCAUCUGCAGCAACUAUUUGCCCAAGACAACGUGGCAGUACUAUACGUAUACUGUGAUUAUAAAGAUCAAACCAACCAGACGGAUCGAAACCUGUUCGCCAGUCUUGCAAAGCAGUCCAUACUGCAGCGAAGUGACUUACCCUUCGAAGCCAAAGUUCUGUACUCCAGUUGCCAGGAAGUAGACACAAGCCCAUCCUCCGAACAAUGCUUGAAUCUGCUGAAGUCCUCCAUAGACCAUUAUCGUAGAACGUUUAUCGUCCUCGACGCAGUGGAUGAGCAUCUACCGUCCGAAGAGGACAAAUACAGCCCACACAUUCCCCUUUUGUGUGAACUAAACAACAUCCAGCAACAGAAGCUAGGACGUUGUUCCUUCUUUAUCACUUCUCGUGAGAUUCAUUCGGUCCAAGAGCAGUUUCAAGACCGAACCAGACUGGAUAUUCGAGCAAACGAUGGAGACAUCAGGUCAUUCGUGGAGUCACGGAUCCAUGAUGACAAGAAUUUUACCUUUGCUGCCCAGGUCCGAGGGGAUCCUGCUCUUGCCAAGGAGAUUAUAGAAAAGGUGGUUGAGAAGGCUCAGGGAAUGUUCCUGCUGCCACACCUGCAUCUAGACCGUCUAGGCAAUCAAACGAGGAUCGGCAGGGUCCGGAAAGCCCUGAAUGAUCUCCCUUCCAAGUUAGACGACACAUACGAGGACACCAUGUACCGAAUCCAACACCAGCACGAAGAACACCGCCAACUCGCUAUGCGCGCUCUGUCGUGGAUCUCCAAAGCGGAGCGACCUCUUCAAGUCGAGGAGUUACAGCACGCCGUAGCCGUCGAGUUUGGCGAUGAAGACGUUGAAGAUGGACCAUUAGAGUCAGUUACUUUAAUCCUGUCGGUCUGUGCUGGCCUGGUGACUAUCGAUGCUGAGAGCAAGACUUUUCGACUCGUUCAUUUCUCCGUCCAGGAAUUCUUCGAGAAGAAGCACUAUAAAUGGUUCAGAGAUGCAGACAGGGUCAUAGCCGAGACUUGCUUGACCUAUUUGUCCUUCGAUGCGUUUGAACAAACGGUUUAUCAGGAAAACGAUUCUUUACCUCUAUUAUUACGCCAGUACCCUUUAUUCUCGUAUGCAGCAAAUAAUUGGGGAUGCCAUGUCAAUCGCUCAAGGCUCGGGGUGGAAGAGGUUAAAGAUGUUGCGCUGAAGUUUCUUGGAAACGAACGCACGGUUGCGGCCGCCAUGCAGGCGAUGUGGCAAAAAGGUGAUUGCAAUUUGAUACUCUUUCGAUACGCUUACCAGGAGCGGGUACCUGGUAUUUACCUUGUGGUUGCGGUGCAAUGUUUGGAGUUUGCAGCAGCUUGGAAGUUAUGCGGCGGAAACAUCGACACCAAGGAUCCAACAGACGGUUCUACAGUACUUCAGCUAUGUAUUAAGCUUUAUGAUUUGGAAAUGCCGAGAUGUCUGCUAGAUGCUGGAGCAGAUGUAAAUGAGAGCAGAAACGACGGCUGCACUGCACUAAUGGACGCAGCGGAUCGUGCUCUGUGUGAGAUAGUGAAGCUCCUACUGGAGAGAGGUGCGGACCCAAAUGUAAAGGACAAGAGUCAACUUUCGUGCCUUCACCACGCUGUGGCGAAUUCUGAGUGGAAAGACUUUCCGUUCGAAGCAUGUUGCGGUUGUGUUGAGCUCCUUUUGAAGGCUGGGGCAGACAUUGAAGCUCGUGAUGCUUCUGGAAACACUCCAUUAAUGUCAGCGCUGUUUGCGAAUAAUUUCUAUAUUGGGGAAUAUCUUCUGCGGCAAGGAGCAUCCGUUGACGUGGCAAAUAGCGGGGGGUUAACACCACUAUACUUUACCCUUAAAAACUCCCGUACUGUCCAGCCUGUGACCACGAUAAGAAUGGUUGAACUUCUACUACAGUCCGGAGCUGAUGUCGAUGCCGUUGACAGUCAUGGAAUCACGGCAUUGAGACUAGCCGCCGUAGGCUUUCACCGAUACGCAGAAACUGAAUUUCUGAUUCAGUCAGGUGCCAAUGUUAAUCUUACUGAUAUGAACGGGAGGACAGUUUUAAUGGACACCACCAGAAGCUGUUAUGACAAAAAGAUCAUCCAUCUUCUAUUGCGGUCUGGAGCCUUUGUCAACAUGGCUGAUCGUUGGGGAUGCACAGCUCUGAUGGAAGCUGUUGGAGAUAAAUGGGUUGGUUACGGGGUGACCGAGCUUCUCUUGCAAUUUGGCGCCGAUGUCAAUGCAAUUGAUGAAAGAGGAGAGACGGCGGUGACAAAGGUUGUGCAGGGAUGUCUUCGCUUAUCCAAUAUCACAGACCUGAGUUACAGAUACAUGUACCUCUGGAAUAAUGACAACGUAGACAAGGAAAGAUUGCGCCUACAUCGGGAACGGUACCGAGAUAUUUUGAGUGCCCUGCUUUCACGGGGUGUGAGCGAGCAAAAUAGAAAGAAUGCGCUGGACCUCGCUCGUUCUCAUCGACACCCUGACAGAGAAAUUGUGAAGAUUCUUCUGACGAAGGAAUCAGAUGAUUCAUGGAGAGGGAAGGGUCCCGGCCCCUUCAAGCUAAACACAUACGAUGAUCGCAAGACAGAAGAUAACAAUCACGGUUGGUUCAACCAGACGACCCGAGGUACUCCAACGACGCCAAAAUAUCGUGCUCAGCACGCCUCGGAAAAGACCCCUGACGCCACGCAAAAGGAAAGUAUCCACAAGCUCACCACCAACAGCACCAUGACCAGCGAUAUAGGUGGCGAUCUCUUCAAGCAGGAACACAGUCCCCUCAUAGAGACCAGUACUCCUCAAAACCUCACGCAAGUCACAAUACAACCUCUACGCCAGACGAAGAAGAAGAAGAAGGCGACAUCCCCGAUCUCAACGGCUCGCCCCUCCCCCGAAAAAAUGCUGCUAUUUACUCGUACUUUAAUGGCACCACAGAAGAACACCUCGACUUACCUCCAAUACACUACCGGCAACGAAACAAACAAACAACAGCAGCACACUUCGAAGCCGUCUAAACCUUCCGGCGGCACAGAAGCUACCGAUUACCACGCAGAGAACUACAUGCCCGUGCCAGACAGACACUAUGGACACCUCUCACGAGGCAGCGGUGAGAUGCUGCAGAACUUCGAGCAUACGAUUUGUUUCCUGGACGAGAUAGCGAAAACGCCAAACAGUGUGGAUGAAUUGGAACACUAG
Messenger RNA from Endocarpon pusillum Z07020, 3924 nucleotides. RefSeq lists its product as uncharacterized. The transcript is spliced from 7 exons. The record is from RefSeq and is a predicted model, not a curated record. Gene Ontology annotation, molecular function: ATP hydrolysis activity; protein binding. The coding region runs from base 1 to 3924 and encodes 1307 amino acids. NCBI's taxonomy places the organism in Eukaryota, Fungi, Ascomycota, Eurotiomycetes, Verrucariales, Verrucariaceae.